Molecule: messenger RNA, 770 nt
Organism: Onychostoma macrolepis
Lineage: Eukaryota; Metazoa; Chordata; Actinopteri; Cypriniformes; Cyprinidae
Product: putative mediator of RNA polymerase II transcription subunit 12
Exons: 1
Source: RefSeq, a predicted model, not a curated record
UCCACUUUGUGACUAGCUAUUGAACAAUGGCUGGAAGUUGGGGUUUGGGUCAGAUUUUGGCAGUUUGUGCUUUGUGUCAUGCUGUUCCUCAGCGGAAUGAUCUGCCCCAGAACACUCAAGCUCUGAUGUUCCAGCAGACUGACCAGCGGUUUCAGAAGCUAGUUCAACAGCAAACGCCAGUUCAACAGCAAACUGACCAGUGGUUUCAGAAGCCAGUUCAACAGCAGACUGACCAGUGGUUUCAGAAGCCAGUUCAACAGCAGACUGACCAGCGGUUUCAGAAGCCAGUUCAACAGCAAAUGCCAGUUCAACAGCAGACUGACCAGUGGUUUCAGAAGCCAGUUCAACAGCAAACUGACCAGCGGUUUCAGAAGCUAGUUCAUCAGCAAACGCCAGUUCAACAGCAAACUGACCAGCGGUUUCAGAAGCUAGUUCAACAGCAAACGCCCGCUCAACAGCAGACUGGCCAGUGGUUUCAGAAGCUAGUUCAACAGCAAAUGCCAGUUCAACAGCAAACUGACCAGCGGUUUCAGAAGCUAGUUCAACAGCAAAUGCCAGUUCAACAGCAGACUGACCAGUGGCUUCAGAAGCCAGUUCAACAGCAGACUGACCAGCGGCUUCAGAAGCCAGUUCAACAGCAAACUGACCAGCGGUUUCAGAAGCUAGUUCAUCAGCAAACGCCAGUUCAACAGCAAACUGACCAGCGGUUUCAGAAGCUAGUUCAACAGCAAACGCCUGCUCAACAGCAGACUGGCCAGUGGUUUCAGAAG